UUGAGCUAAUUUCGAUUUUCCAGGUAUCUAGGACAGACUUCUCCGAUCUUAACUGCAUUUUCUGCUGGACAAGCGGCUGCCUUUAAAAUGUUUGAAACAAUAAAGAGGCAGCCAAAUAUUGAUGCUUAUGACACUGCUGGUAUGCAGCUAGAUGAUAUUUAUGGAGAUAUAGAAUUUAGGGAGGUUUGCUUUAGUUAUCCUUCAAGACCAAAUGAAAUGAUUUUCAAUGCAUUUUCUAUUUCAAUAUCAAGUGGCACUAGCACAGCUUUGGUAGGGCAAAGCGGGAGUGGCAAAUCGACGGUUAUUAGUUUGAUAGAGAGAUUUUAUGAUCCACAGGGUGGUGAAGUUCUCAUUGACAAUAUCAACCUCAGAGAAUUUCAACUGAAAUGGAUCAGACAGAAAAUAGGCUUAGUCAGCCAGGAACCGGUUCUCUUUACUUGUAGCAUUAAGGAGAAUAUUGCCUAUGGUAAGGAUGGAGCAACAUAUGAAGAAAUUAGAGCUGCAGCUGAACUUGCUAAUGCUUCUAACUUCAUUGAUAAAUUUCCCAAUGGACUUGAAACAAUGGUUGGAGAGCAUGGAGCUCAGCUUUCUGGUGGUCAAAAGCAAAGAAUUGCUAUAGCAAGAGCAAUUCUGAAAGAUCCAAGAAUUCUACUCCUUGAUGAAGCAACAAGUGCUCUUGAUGCCGAGUCUGAAAGAGUGGUACAAGAGACACUAGACAGAAUCAUGAUAAACCGAACAACCAUCACAGUAGCUCACCGCUUAAGCACAAUAAGGAAUGCUGAUGUCAUUGCUGUUAUUCACCAAGGAAAAGUAGUAGAAAAAGGUACACAUGCUGAGCUCACUAAAGAUCCUGAUGGAGCUUAUAGUCAGCUCAUUCGGUUUCAAGAAAUUAAAAGGGAUUCAUCAGAACAGUAUGAUGCUAAUGCCUCAGAUAAACUACAGAACUUUGUAGUUUCUAGAAGAGAGUCAAGCUGGGGUUCAUCUGGGAUUGAAAACAGCAAUCACCAGUCAUUCAGAGUAUCAAAUCAUAUGUCUACUAGUACCACACUUGGUCUCUUUGAAACAUCAGAAGAAGGGUCUGAAGUUGUUCCUUCUGCAGCAUCACAUAAAAGUAAAACUCCAGAUAUCUCAUUUCGCCGCCUUGCUUAUCUUAACAAGCAAGAAAUCCCAGUGUUACUCAUAGGGACUCUAGCAGCCGCGGUAAUUGGGGCAAUGCUGCCAAUUUAUGGACUUCUAAUCUCCAAGAUGAUAAUUACAUUCUUUGAGCCUGCAGACAAACUCCGUAAAGACUCAAAGUUUUGGGCAUUAAUAUAUGUUGCCCUUAGUGUGGCUUCAUUCGCUCUUCAUCCAUUGAGGUCCUACUUUUUCGCUGUAGCUGGUUCUAAGUUGAUAAAAAAGAUCCGGUUAAUGUGCUUUGAGAAAAUAAUUCACAUGGAAGUAGGCUGGUUUGAUAAAGCUGAGCAUUCAAGUGGUGCACUAGGUGCAAGGCUGUCAACUGAUGCUGCUUCAAUUCGAACUUUGGUUGGUGAUGCACUUGGUUUGCUGGUUCAAGAUAUUGCUACAGUUGUUACUGCCUUGGUAAUUGCCUUUGUGGCAAAUUGGCAGCUUUCGCUCAUUGUUCUUAUUUUGUUACCUCUACUAUUAGUAAAUGGACAUUUGCAAAUCAAGUCCAUGCAAGGAUUCAGCACAGAUGCAAAGAAACUAUAUGAAGAAGCAAGUCAAAUAGCAAAUGAUGCAGUAGGUAAUAUCAGAACAGUUUCCGCUUUCUGUGCCGAAGAGAAGGUGAUGGAGCUAUACCAGAAGAAAUGUGCAGUACCAGUCCAGACAGGAAAAAGGCAUGGUUUAGUCAGUGGAGCUGGUUUUGGCUUAUCAAUCUUCUUUCUGUUUUGUGUCUAUGCAUGCAGUUUUUAUGCCGGAGCACAACUUAUUGAGAAUGGCCAAACAACAAUAACAGAAUUUUUUCAAGUAUUUUUCUCUCUCACAUUGGCAUCAGUGGCCAUAUCUCAAUCUGGCUUAAUGACUGCAGGAGCUAGUAAAGCAAAAACUUCUGCUGCUUCUAUAUUUGCUAUUCUUGAUCAGAAAUCAAAAAUAGACUCCAGUUAUGAAUCAGGAAUGACAUUGGAAGAUGUGAAGGGAGAGAUUGAAUUCCGACAUGUUACUUUCAAGUAUCCAUCUAGACCAGAUGUUCAUAUAUUCAAAGAUCUUUCCUUAACCAUACAUUCAGGACAGACAGUUGCUCUAGUUGGUGAAAGUGGAAGUGGAAAAUCAACAGUGAUCUCAUUAUUGCAAAGAUUUUAUGAUCCAGAUUCAGGACAAAUUAGGCUGGAUGGAACAGAAAUCCAAAAGCUACAGAUUAGAUGGUUUAGGCAGCAGAUGGGGCUGGUAAGCCAGGAGCCCGUGCUGUUCAAUGAUACCAUCCAAGCCAAUAUUGCAUAUGGAAAAGGUGGCAAUGCAACAAUGGCUGAAAUUAUAGCUGCAGCAGAACUAGCAAAUGCUCAUAAGUUCAUUAGCAGCUUGCAGCAGGGGUAUGAUACAAUAGUAGGGGAGAGAGGGAUACAACUAUCUGGAGGGCAGAAGCAGCGUGUGGCAAUUGCAAGAGCCAUAGUGAGCAGUCCAAGAAUAUUACUACUAGAUGAAGCCACAAGUGCACUUGACGCUGAGUCUGAAAAAGUGGUUCAGGAUGCACUUGAUAGAGUGAGGGUUGACAGAACCACCAUUGUGGUGGCUCAUAGAUUGUCUACCAUAAAGGAUGCAAAUUCAAUCGCAGUGAUUAAAAAUGGAGUGGUUGAAGAGAAAGGAAAGCACGACACCUUGCUCAACAAGGGUGGUACCUAUGCUUCUUUAGUAGCACUGCACACAAGUAGCAUUGCUUCAACUUAAGACUCAUACUUAUGAAGGAUUAUGAGACUUUUUUUCUUCAAUAUGGGUAACUAUAACUAAUUUGAGGUUUAAGCAUGGAUCCAGAAGCUGCGAGAAGGGCCAGAGAAUCUUUGGACUUGGCAUUUCACAUGUCUAAUAUUCUCAACACGGGGUUAGAUCGUCACUCUCUUUCUAUCCUAAUUGCAUUAUGUGAUCUUGGGGUUAAUCCUGAAGCACUUGCUGCUGUUGUCAACGAGCUUAGAAAGGAGAAGCCCCCAUCACAAUGAGAAUGAUAUCUCUUUUUCACUUUAAAUUCAUUUUUACAUGUUCUCAUUCUUAGGAUUUGUAAUUGUAAACUUUCUUGAAAUGCCUUAGUCUAGGGGGCUUAUUGUCUCUGCAUAUGUUACUUUGUAUAGAAAGUACGUUUUAUCAACCUGUGACUGUGAGUUCUCUAUGAAUCCUAACAAGAGUAGGUCCUGUCAGUUAAUUUUUCAAAUGUAUUUGUUGCAGUAACUUGGUGUCAUCUAAAAUCUCUAAAUAUUCAAAAUGCAAUUUUCUGGAAAA
Messenger RNA from Cicer arietinum (chickpea), 3423 nucleotides. Its product is annotated as ABC transporter B family member 11-like. The record is from RefSeq and is a predicted model, not a curated record. Gene Ontology annotation, molecular function: ATP hydrolysis activity; ATP binding; ABC-type oligopeptide transporter activity. Gene Ontology annotation, biological process: oligopeptide export from mitochondrion. Gene Ontology annotation, cellular component: mitochondrial inner membrane. Lineage: Eukaryota; Viridiplantae; Streptophyta; Magnoliopsida; Fabales; Fabaceae.